Molecule: messenger RNA, 1145 nt
Organism: Macrosteles quadrilineatus (aster leafhopper)
Lineage: Eukaryota; Metazoa; Arthropoda; Insecta; Hemiptera; Cicadellidae
Exons: 4
Coding region: 128-568 (146 amino acids)
Source: RefSeq, a predicted model, not a curated record
UAGUGUUAUGUUAUGUACUGUCGUACUGAGGAAGGGCCUAUGUUUUGUCAUGUCAGUGGUUUGGUUUUAUGUUUAAAGGAAAAUUGAAUUGAUAUUAUUAUACAUCCAUUUUAUUUAACUUGACAAGAUGGCAUCAAAAGAAGACUUUGAAAACUUUUGGUCUAAAUCAGAUAGAAGGAGAAAACAUGCCACGAACAACAUAAAAAUUAGUGAGUUACACAUGUGGGGUAAAGCCAAUGAGUUACCCAAGAAAUCUCCCACUCUUAACGCCCUUAUAAAUAGCAACGCUGUAAAACAUGGAAAUGUGCUGCCUGAAGAAUGCAGCGUAGACACAUUUUAUAAAAUAUUGGAAGAGUUGAGCAUUAGAUACAAAAUAGUACAAGUGCCCAUUGAUCCCAAGUUUAAAGGCCAUAACGCCCAUACUAAAAUCUUGAUGAUAGAAAUUAACACUGUACCCCCUUUCACAUUUGACGGAUCAGGUUUAAAUGAAAAGCAAGCCUUACAUUCUGCUGCUAGGAAAGGUCUCAAAUUCUUGAUAGCCAUAAGCAGUGAUACUGUGAUCCUGUGAACCACUCUCACACAUUUUGAUUCUUAGGCCUACACUUGUUGGAUAGAAUCUUUGCUCAACCUGGAUUCUAAGUGAAAUUUCAAUAUUGAUAAGUUUAAUAACUACCACUUUCUAACUGCUGUAGGUAGUGAAUACUACCGUGAAUUUUGAAUACAGUACGGUUAGUUAAUUUGUUCGAUUACAAGCUUUUAUGUUGUGUUGUUAUGUGCUUAAUGUUUAAAUUUGAACAAAUUUGUUUAAAACCUAACGUUUAUGUGUUUUAUGUUGUGUGCUUAAUGUUUAAAUUUGAACAAAUUUGUUUAAAACCUAAUGUUUAUGUGUUUUAUGUUGUGUGUUUCAUGCACUUUUUGUACGAACUCUUUGCUCACACCAGGCUUUAUUGUAAAGUUUAAAUUAUGUCCAGUUUUAUAACAAUAACUGCUGUAGGUGGUAAAUACUACUUUAAAUAAUAGGUAAUUUUGAUAACAGUAUUGUUAGUUAAUUAUUGUUGGAUUAGAAGCUUAAGGGUUUUCCUUAAAAUAAGUAUUUUUGUGGAAAUAAGUUAUUGUAUUAAGCAAAUAAAAAGAUGUACGUCAUA